Messenger RNA from Marmota monax (woodchuck), 405 nucleotides. Its product is annotated as EKC/KEOPS complex subunit GON7-like. The transcript is spliced from 2 exons. The record is from RefSeq and is a predicted model, not a curated record. Bases 1 to 405 code for a protein of 134 amino acids. Lineage: Eukaryota; Metazoa; Chordata; Mammalia; Rodentia; Sciuridae. Gene Ontology annotation, cellular component: EKC/KEOPS complex.
AUGGAGCUGUUUGGAAAUUGCGUUGGCCCUGACGGAAAACAAAAACAGUUGCGGGUAUUCUGUGAUGCCUUAGAUGACAACGACCCCAUUCAAAACCUGUUGUCUGAUGUGGCCCAGAUGAAACAGGCAGUAACCGAAUUCUUGGACCCCCUAAUUCAGCAGGAAGUGCAGGACCCGAUGUCGGAAGCUCCGGAAGAAAUGUUGGAGGAGGUGUUGGACGAGGCAUUGGACGAAGCACUGGAUGAGGCGUUGGACUACAUGGUAGACGAGAUGGUGGACGAGUCUUUGGACGAAGAUGAAGGUGAAGAAGAUUUUGAAGAUGAUGAUGAUGAUGAAGAUGACAUCUUUGAUAGCAGCACUGACUCAGGUGAACCACCUGCGAAAAUCCCAAAACUAUCACCUUAG